UCCUUUUUUUGAUUGACAUGUAUUUUACAUCAAUUUUCAUCUUGAAAAUGUAAAAUGGUCUAAAAAUAAACUAUUUAAUUAAACUAGAUGUAUCAAAACUAAAAGCCUACAUUUUUAUUAAGCAUGAGAUUAUUGUUAAGAAAUGUACUUAUGUUCUUCAGACUUAUAGAGAAAUGAUGAAAGUAAGUCAGCUGAUUCCUUAGUCAUGUGACUGCAGUCACAUGAGUCUGCCAUGUGUGCCUAAUGUCAACCGAUUUUAUUCUCACCCAGUUACCAAUGAAAACAAAAAAAAAUAGCAUGAGUAACAAAUCAAAUGCAUGCAUGGUAGAUAAAUUAAAGCUUUUUCCAAACAUGGGCCAUACAAAUUUAGCUGGGUUACUUGUGUUUAUUUUACCCAGGAAUGGGGUACUUUUGUUUAAUUCUGAAACCGAGUAAUACAGCAGAACUAGAACCAAACAUUUUCUCCAGGGAGCUUAAGGAAAUUGGGAUACUUUCACUACAGGACACAAUCUUUCUUAACAUCAAACAUCUUAAUUCACUCUAUGGCUUGGGUGCUUCUUAAAGUGUGGCAAAGCUGCAAUUCUAAAACUUUUCCACUUCUUUUUUAUGAUAUAAGCACACAGUAUAUUUAAAGAUCUGAAGCUUUUUACUAAACUUUCAGUGUAAAUAUUUGAAGGUACUCUAUUCUGAUAAAAGGAAAAACACUAAUUUUUCAUUUGUCUUGUGUACAACAUAUACAUUUUAUUGCAGACCCAUAUAAUGGUUGCCAGUUUGUGUUUUGUGUUUAUAUUUAUUUGUAGCUUUGUGUUCUGUAAUCAGAAGAAAUCAUUGAUUUUGCCUAAUGGCAUGUCAGCUUUUUGGUUGGUGUAAUAUGUAUAUGUAUUUACAGCAUGCUUCAAGGUUGAGAAAAUUUUGUUGUCCUCCCUCAAAUGUAUAUAGUAUACAUGUAAAACUGUGUAGUUGAGAAAAAAUAAUUUGUCCUGUAUGUUUUAUUUAUUUCUGAUUUGAUUCUGAUAUUAUGAUUUUAAAAUUAUUGUUUGAUCCUUUACAAAAAACCAGCAACUUAUCCUGAUAUCGCACGCUGGACAAGAUUUGGCAGCACUGAGUAGUUAUUUCUUUAUUUUAUUUUUUGAUUUAAAGAAAUAAAGUCUAUAAAAUGCAAGUGAUUGCGACUUUGAAAAACUGGUAAUGAACAUACAAAUAUUUAUUGUUUUCAAAUACAGCCAUUCCCUUUUCAGGAUGCAUAUAAUGAGCCAGUCUGACAAUUUUUUGUUUGCUUUCCUUUUUCAGAUGAAUGGUGUGACAAAUGGAAGUGACCCUGGCCUUGCCCUACAAGGUUUGACUGUCCAGGGCAGCAAUAAUAACCCUGAUAACAGGCCAGUGGAGGAUCCAGCACAAAAGAGGGGCAGGCCAGGACAGAUAAUAGACAUCAGGUCUAUGAUUAAUGAAGCCACAAAACUGAAUGCAGAAGAGGGGAUAGAUGGUCAGGAUCGUCUUUUGAAGCCUCUAGGAGGCUACGUUGGUUAUAACAGUGAAUGGAGGGAGUUAGCUCAAGUCAUAAGUAGGGAUAUUUAUUCAGAAAAUCCCAAUGUAAAGUGGGAUGAUAUCAUUGGUUUAGAAGAAGCUAAACGAUUGGCUAAGGAGGCUGUAGUUUAUCCAAUUAAAUAUCCCCAGCUGUUUAAAGGUAUUCUCUCCCCCUGGAAGGGACUGCUGUUAUAUGGUCCUCCUGGUACAGGGAAGACCCUGCUUGCCAAAGCAAUAGCCACAGAGUGUAAUACAACAUUCUUCAAUAUAUCAGCCUCCAGUAUAGUCAGUAAGUGGAGGGGCGACUCCGAAAAACUAGUCAGGGUGCUAUUUGAAAUGGCUAGAUUCUAUGCUCCGUCUACAAUCUUCUUGGAUGAGCUAGAGGCCAUCAUGAGUCAAAGGGGAUCACAGGGAGGGAGUGGGGAGCAUGAGGGAAGUAGGAGAAUGAAAACUGAAUUAUUGGUGCAGAUGGAUGGCUUAGCCAAAACAGAUGACUUAGUCUUUCUUUUAGCAGCUUCUAAUUUACCCUGGGAGUUGGAUCAAGCCAUGCUUCGUCGUUUGGAGAAGAGAAUUAUUGUUGACCUUCCAACAUACGAAGCAAGGAAAGCCAUGUUUAAACAUCACCUCCCCACUGUUGUUGUGCCAAAGGAAGGGGGUUUAGAAUUACUGAGCAAUCUGGAUUAUGAUCUCCUAGCAACAAAGACAGAGGGGUAUUCAGGCUCAGAUUUGAGAUUAGUUUCUAAAGAGGCAGCCAUGAGACCGGUCCGGAAAAUCUUUGAUGCCCUGGAAAAAAAUGAUCAUGGUGACCUUCACAUUCGACUUGACACAAUUACAACAUCUGACGUCAUGAGAGCUAUAGACAGAACCAAACCCUCAGCAGGCAAGAUGAAGGAGCGGUACGCAGCAUGGCAACGAGAGUACGAGUCCGUAUAGGAAGAGACUGUGUGCUCGUGAUGUGUGCCUGUGUAAGAGUGACUAUGUGCUGGUGCCCACGGAUUCGGAUGACAGAGCUUGACUGACAGAGAGAAUGUACAAAGCAUCAGUGGAGAUGGAUAUCCUUCCAAAUAUUGCUGUGUUUAUCAAAUGGUGCAAAAUAAUGUAGAAAAUCUCAGAAAAUGUCUGUGAUAGUUUAACAUUGAUUCUAUUUUUGUACAAAGCACCUUUAUUUUUAUUCUCCACUUGCAUAGUUAAGUACUGCAGAGCUGUCAUUUACCUGACAGUAACACUCAUAUUGUUGGUAUUUUUAUUUAUGGUGAUGUUCAUCUCUUCUGUACUUUCUAGUCAUAUUUAGAUGUUUUCAUACAGCAUCUAGAAAAUAUAGCAAUUAUUCUACUGAAAAGCCAGUUGUGCAUUGGAAACAUAUAUAGUGUCUUUUAAAAACAUGUUUCCUUUU
Molecule: messenger RNA, 2917 nt
Organism: Saccostrea cuccullata (small rock oyster)
Lineage: Eukaryota; Metazoa; Mollusca; Bivalvia; Ostreida; Ostreidae
Product: katanin p60 ATPase-containing subunit A-like 2
Exons: 11
Coding region: 1189-2457 (422 amino acids)
Molecular function (GO): ATP hydrolysis activity; ATP binding
Source: RefSeq, a predicted model, not a curated record